Messenger RNA from Prorocentrum cordatum, 1308 nucleotides. The record is from the annotation of a GenBank genome assembly. NCBI's taxonomy places the organism in Eukaryota, Dinophyceae, Prorocentrales, Prorocentraceae.
AUGGGGCGGCCGCGGUGGCCCGGCUGGGGAUCCCGUUGUCCGUGGUUCAGGCGCCCCACGGUGGGUUGGGUCACUGCUGCGGCGGCCGUGUGCCUGCUGUCGCCGCGGACCGGCGAGGGGCCGAGCUCCAGGGUGGCCCCGGCGAGGGAAGCGUUCGCCUCCCCAUUUGGGGCCGCCGCCCCGGGCGGCGCCGCGGAUCUGCGGCCGCCGCCCACGCCCUCGGAGGCAUGGUGGCCGCUGUGGCCGGCGCUGCCCGUCGCGCCCUACGAGCGCAGGCGGACGCUGCUGGUGGAGUACAUUCCAGGCGAAGUUUGGGGGCUCGAGCAGAAGAUCGGCCUGCUGUACGUCCACGUGCCCAUCCGCAUGACCGUACUGAGGCUGGAGGCAGGUGGCCUCCUGCUCUACAGCGCCGUGGCACCCACGGACGAGUGCAUGUCGCUCUUGCGCGGUCUGGAGGAGAGAUACGGCCCUGUGAAGUACAUCGUGCUCCCCACUGUGGCGGUCGAGCAUAAGACCUUUGCUGGUCCGCUGGCGCAGCGCCUGCCGGACGCCGAGGUCUGGAUCGCGCCCGGGCAGUACGCGGUCCCCCUCAACCUGCCGCUGGCGUUCCUGGGCUUCCCCCUCGGCCGGGUUCGCGAGCUGCCCGGCCGCGGGCCCUCCCGCGAGGGGCUGCCGUGGGGGCGCGAGCUGGAGCACAGAGUGCUGGGGCCCGUGGGCAAGGACGUCGACACUGGCGCGUUCUGCGAGGCGGUUUUCUACGUCCCGCGCUUGCGGCUUCUGCUUGUGAACGACCUGCUCGUGUCGGUCCCCCGCGACCCCCCGGCGAUCCUCCGGGAGGACCCGCGGCCGCUGAGCCCGGAGGGGGAUGCCACGGCCUUCGCGGACGCGGCCAAGUCGCGAGCACCAGAGCUGGGCUGGGGGGGCCUGCUUCCCUGGACGUACCGGGCCGACUGGCGGCAGGCUUUCGAGGCGGUGUCCGGGGGCGUGCUGGUGCCCCCGAUCCUCCAGGAGCUGGUGCUCAAUCGUGGCCAGGAGGACUCGAGGACCCUGCGCACCUUUGUGGAGGAGGUGUCGAGGUGGCCGUUCACGACCAUGCUGUCCGCGCACUUCGAGGGGCCCGUGCCCUGCGGGCCUGGCGACUGGACCAGCGCCUUCCGACGCUUCCUCGACGCCCCGGUGCUGCCGUUCGGCACGCUGGGCCCACGUCCUCGCGACGUUGACGCAGCAUUCCUGAGGGAGCUCGGCAACAGCCUGGAGGCCCAGGGCGUCAUUCUUCCCGCCGCAGAGAAGCCUGUGACCCUGGUGUGA